AUAGGCUAUUUGAUCCUUAUGCGUGUCCAAACAUUCAUUUUUCUUGGAUUAAAUCCAACAGCGUGGAGGUGUAUAACGCAAGUCCACGGCUGAAAAUGUUCAUUAUAACUGUAGUCAUUCCUCUUUUUCGUCAGUCACAAGCAGCUGCCCACAGGCUUUUCGUCUAGGUUCGAUAUGCUUCUGUGGUGUUAUCAAGAGAAGAACCAGAACAAGAGGCCCUGAACGUGUCUGCUGUCUCCUGACUGGGUGCACAACCGGCGAGGUCAUGACAUGCACCGCCAUCUGACCAUCCAAGCACGGUGACAUCACAGGGACUGUGAGAUGCAGCCCGUACAGCCAGGAGGAGAGAGGGUUUGAAUCACAGGCACAUUAGAGGUAGAGAGAGCGCAACCAGUCCCACUACAGGCUCCACAGGGCCCAGUCCCACCCCCUGAAACCGCUGAAGACCCCUGCCAAGUGGUGCAAGGCAGGGAGGGGGCUGGAGGGAGGCCAUCAUGAUUGACCUCAGCCACCUCACGGAGGGGGAGCAGGAAAUGAUUGUGUCGGUGCUGAAGAGGGACGCCGAGCUGAAGAAGGCUGAUGAAGAGCGGAUCAGACGGCUGCGGAAAGCUGCGCAGGACACAGGCAAGCUCAAAUACCUGACAGGGGAGUGGUUUUACCAGACUAAGUCACAGAGACACAGGGACCGCAUCCAUGGGUCGGACAUCAUUCGCGCAGCUAUGAAACAGAGGAAACCAAUGACCAUAUUGGAGAUCACCCAGAUAUGGGCAGAGAGGCCCAGUUUCGUUAACAGUGAAAUUCAGGAUAUAUUUGUUCCUGCGGAACUCUCUGGACUAAUAGAGGAGCCGUCAACACAGGCAACAGAAAAGAGGGCAAGCGGCAGUGUCUCACCAGAUGUCCAAAAAGAUGGAGUCAUCCUUGCCCUGCAGUCCCCUCCCAAGAUAAGAAGGAACCCUUUCAACAGUGUGCUGGCGGGGUCCGAAGCUUCAGAGGAGCCAGAACCGCAGUUUACCAAUUGGGAAGCAGAGCCGAUCACGCCAUCUGAUGAGGAACUGUUACCACCAUCAAAAAGCCCCAUAGGCAGUCUUGAUAAAAUAACUUCAGAAGAUGCAGGUACCUUAGAGGCAGCUCUCCCUAUAACGGCACCUUUGCCGCAAAAGAGGACCGUCGUUCACCCUCCCCUGGAUUCUCUAUCAUACAACAACGAGUCAUUUCCCAAAUGGAGCAGCGUGGCGGUCGAGCGGAGCACCGUUUCCGUCGCUCCCAGGGGGAUUCUCAAGCGCAGCUCAAGCUGCAGCUCUGCAGAUCUCCCUGCCUUCUGCAUUGACCGUGACGAUGGCGGGUGCUCUGAAUCAACAGAUUCCCAGAAAGCCCAGCAACCCGAAAAAAAUGACAGGCCUGCCCAAAGGAGUGAGUCCCUUCACUCGCUGGACAGGAAGCAGGUCCGGUUCUCCACAACGGUCAGAAUGAGCGAAACGGAGGAAGGAUCAACACUGCUGGCCGAUGGAGAGUUUGGGGAGCACGACCUGCUGGACAUGCAGUGUGAGACAUUCCCAGAUGAGGAACGCGGGGAAUGCAAAUUAGGCAUAGGCAGCUUUAUGGGUGAAAGCAAUAAUGAUCUCACCCACCACGGAGCUGAAUGUAAGUUUCAGAAGGAGACCGGAGAUCCCAUCCCCACCAUGACUGUGGCAGAGUCUAUCCCUGGGGAGGUCACUAUGCCCGCUACCUCUGAGUCACAGCAUAGCAGGUUGGGGAGUAAAUGGGAAGAGGUGGACACAGGUGAGACUAAGAGCAGCGGGGAGGGGACCAUCAUGAGAGGCCUGGACAUAGGUCCGCCCCAGAGUCCCAGUGGUCAACAUGAGUACAGUUCUGAAUCCUGCACCCAGGGCUCUGAGGAUCAGAAAGGUAAGCCUGUUCAUUCAAUGGUUCAAGGCCAUGGGCUCUUCUCCAGGCUGGCAGAGCAGAGUCGUGGGCUGGCUGAGGAACAAGGGGGCCCCAUUGCUAAGGUCAGAGAGGGGUUCAGCUGGCUCUCGGAUGGCAGCAACCAAUAUGACAAGCAUUCCCAACAGCGGAGCAUUCGGGAAGCUGAAGAAGAAUUUGGAAUUAGGAAGGAGCUGUGUGAACAAAAGGUCAAGGGUCCUGAAGGAAGUAGCACUGGAGCACAGACUCUGUAUGGGGAUGUUUCUCACACUGAACAAAUGACAGCUGGGUCCACUCUUAUGAAGCACCCUGACUUCUUCUUACCAUACACAGACACAGCCACUCAAAGAGAGUCAUGCAUCACUGCUUCAGGAAAUGAACCAGGAACUGAAGGAAAACUCACACCACGGGGACAAGCACAAGACAAGACUGCUUCGGUCAGUCACCCAUUCAUGAGGAAAGUGCAACUGACUAUGAAACAGAAGGAUAUUUAUGAACAGGGGUUGACUCAAAGGCUUGCUAACUUGAAGUCAUUCUGGGAGAAAGGAAACACUGAGUCUAGUAUACUGAUGAGCAGAAAAAGCACAUUUUCCAAAACAAAUGAAACAUUGCAGGAAUUUGCUGACAAAAGUAAGGUGACAGGUGAAGAAUGGAACAAGCCUGAUGUAAAUGUGUGCAAAGUAGGGCAGGAACUUCCAUUCUGGCUUGGAGAAACUUCACCAGCACCUGAAACCAUGAAAAAUAUCUAUGGACAUUAUGCACAACAGUUCAAAGGUACGAAGGAAAGUGAACAUCGUGUUCUUGAAGCACGUAUCAAGACAAAUUCUGUUGAUUCAGCGGACGGUAACAAAAUUACUGAGCAGUCAGAACAAUCUCUCUUCCAAAAGGAAGCAUACCCAAACCCAAGAAAAGGCUCAUCACUUCUAGAGGAAAACUCACCUUGUUUUGAAAGCAGAAGCAUGUUGGAGAACCAAAAUGAAGAGGAUCUAUACAUAGCUAAAUCCACUAUCAUCAGUGAGCAUGUGACUGUGGGGCUGAAACCUGAUAUACAGACAGGCUACCAAGGACAAGAGAUUGGUUCUAAAUUUGAUUCUGUGGCUUCCAGUAAACAGACUGGCAGGCAACAUGAUGACAGAGCUGGCAGGAUAAAUAACCUAAAGUCCUUCAGGGAGAAGGGGAAAAGUGACCCUAAAAUGAAUGUUGGAAAACAAAAAGGGUCUUUAGAGACUGAAGUGAACCAAAACCCAGAGCCCACUCCUGGUUGUGCUGAGAAAGAACUUGCCACCUCUGGGUCUGACCUAAGGACAGUUGGCAUUGAUUUAGACAAUAGUUGUGACAGUAGAUCUUCUCUCCUGUCAAUUAAAGAACAAAUUGGGAAGGAAUUAGAGAACCAGACUGCAAUAAAAGCGCAGUAUAAAAAUAUUGAUGACUGGGGCAAUGUGCCUUCAGUCAAGACAGAGUUGCCCACUACUGAAGAUGUUCCCCAACGUCCAAAAAGCUCCUACUCAAGGAGUCAAAGGGCAACUCAUGCUGUCCAACGGGAAAGCCCGUUGCUGGUUGUGGAACCAAGUCCAGAUUGUCCCCCACAAAUCCCACCGAGGUGUCCAAUAAAAUCCAAAACUGAGACCUGCUCCUCAAAAUCCCAUUCUGUCAGUGUCUGCCCUCCGAUAAGGGAGCUCAUGGAGAAAGACCAGAAACAAAUUCUUCCCAUUCAGCAGAAGAAGGUACAUUCACCUGAAGGGAUACCAUGGGAACCUGGGGUCACAAAGAUGUCCUUUGAAACUAAAGGUGUUUUCUCAGUGGGAAGACUACCUGGGGGUCAACAUAGCUGUAUUCCCCAGCUACGGAGGGGCAUUAAAAAAUCCUUAGCGGGGGAACCUGUGGUUGAUGAGUCCCUUGCAUCCCAAAAGGACAAAGAGUCAAAGCCUGAGCCACCUAGAAGAACAAGCUUAGAGAACCUUAAUGUUAUACAAACACACCAGUUUGCAUGUUGUGAAUACCUAAAUGAAGGAAAUCAAGCCUCUCCUGAGGUUUACGGGCAAAUGAAUGAAGGAAGACAUCCCAGCUACAGGAAAGCCAGUGAAGGACAACUUUCAAGAGUACCAGAAGAGGCUGAAUCACAUCGCCCUCUAGCAAGGUCUUUGAUCCCCCAAAGUUGUAAGCAUUACCUGGGACUUCCUGAGAUUGUAAACACGAAUGACUUGAGAGUACCAGUCACAGAGAGGAGGAAAGAGGGCAGCAGUGGCCAUCAACCAGCACAGCCUGAGGCAGACCUGGAUGUUCUACCAGAGCCUGUCCAAACCCGCACCCUGAGGGGACCACAGGAGGUGUCAGAGCACCCUAGGAGCAUGAGCGGGAGUGAAGGUCAUGGGACUUACAACACUCCUGACUCUUCCAGGAGCAACACAUCCAAAAUCUGGUCUAACUCUUGGGCAAGUUCAGACUGUUGUGAUGAGUCUCAAAGCUCCGUUAAGGCUUUAAAGCAAAUCUGUGCCAGACCCAUAGCUGUCUCUAGAAGUCUGGGGGACAUUACGUCACAGCAAACCCUCUCCCCAGUGUCCACGUCUCCCAGUUCCUCCUUCUCAGAUCAGGACCAGAUGAAGAAGCGGUGUGCGUCCAUGCCUGCCUUUUUGCAUGGAGAGAUGGAUGGCAGAGACAGUGACACUGACUCGGAGAACAGCUUCCACCUUGGAGGAAGAAAGAGCAGUGCCUCCACUAACUUUAGCACCUCCUCUGGCAUGGCAUCAAUGUCCUCUGCCAGUAGCAGUCUGAUGAGUAUCUACAGUCUGGAGUUUGAAAAUGUGGAAGUCAAAGGGACCAUCCAGUUUGCCCUCAGCUAUGUUCAGAAGCUGGGAGAGUUGCACGUGUUUGUGGUCCGGUGUAGGGAUCUGGCGGUCGCAGACACCAAGAAGAACCGGUCUGAUCCAUAUGUGAAAAGUUACCUCUUACCUGACAAAGCAAAACUGGGAAAGAAAAAGACCACAGUUAAGAAGAAGACCUUAAAUCCCAUCUACAAUGAAAUUCUGAGGUAUAAAAUUGAUGUGAAAACCCUCAAGAGUCAUACUCUGAACCUCUCUGUGUGGCAUCACAACAGCUUUGGAAAGAAUAGCUUUUUGGGCGAGGUGGAUUUCAAAUUGUCCGAAUGGGAUUUAACGAACACACAUAUGAAUGACUUCACCCUGAAAGGAAAAUCCCCAUCUGGUCUGCAGCCCACUGACCACAGAGGAGAGAUUCGAGUGGCCUUGCGUUUCCUGCAGCAGGGUUCUCAUGGUAAGAGGACACCUAAGACUGGUUUGGUACAGAUCUUUGUGAAAGACUGCAAAAACCUGCCAUUUAUUAGGGGUGCAGUUAUUGAUCCUUUUGUAAAAUGCUAUGUGCUUCCUGACACCAGUCGGAAAAGCAGGCAGAAGUCACGGGUUUUAAGGAAGACGGCCAAUCCGGUGUUCAAUCAUACAAUGGUGUACGAUGGCUUCCGGGCAGAGGACCUGGAGGAGGCCUGUGUGGAGCUCACAGUCUGGGACCACGACCGCCUCAACAACCACUUCCUGGGUGGUGUUAGACUGAGUCUGGGCACAGGUAGAAGUCAUGGAGCAGUAGUGGAUUGGAUGGAUUCUAAUGCAGCUGAAGCAAUGCUAUGGAAACAAAUGAUGGAAUCACACAAUGAAUGGGUGGAGGAUGUAUUGCCUUUAAGAAUGUUGAUGAUGGCACACAGCAUGUCAAAAUAAGAAAGAAGGAUUUCAAUAUUUUAAAUAGCGUGUGUUUGAUUGCAGUGAAUUCUCCUGUUGUUACUUAAUCAAGAGUGUAUAUUGUGUGUUGUGAUGAAUGUGCAUCAAUGAUUGAAUCUAAAACUGCUUUAAUAAAAAACUUUCCUUUAGGCACGUUAAUUAAAGUGCACUGUGCCAUGUAUUGAUGCAAGUAGGGUAAUAUUCCAGAUGUUCAGAUUAGUUCUCUACACAAUUUGGGGUAUUUCAUCAUGUUUUAACAGUUAUUUCUGCACAAUAAGUUUUUUUUCCUGUUAACUUCAUGGCUAUUGAUCAAUCAGUUAACAGCUACAAUUUAACUCAGAAGAUUUGGCUCACAAUGUGAAACAAGCUUAUUUUUUUAUUAAGUUGCCAGAUUGUACUUCUGCUCACAUUAAAAUCCAUACUUACGAACAUUUGGGCUUCACUUUCUGUGCUCUUACUUAUCUCUGUAUGUGUUAUUAGCUUUGUGUGUUCUUUUUCAUUACUCUAUAUUUGUAAUGUCACAGUGCUCCACAGGCAAAAAAUAUAAUAAAAUUAUAUUUCCAUCAGG
Messenger RNA from Anguilla anguilla (European eel), 6213 nucleotides. RefSeq names its product synaptotagmin-like 2a (gene sytl2a). NCBI's taxonomy places the organism in Eukaryota, Metazoa, Chordata, Actinopteri, Anguilliformes, Anguillidae. Gene Ontology annotation, molecular function: neurexin family protein binding; small GTPase binding. Bases 495 to 5645 code for a protein of 1716 amino acids. The transcript is spliced from 18 exons. Gene Ontology annotation, cellular component: exocytic vesicle; plasma membrane. The record is from RefSeq and is a predicted model, not a curated record. Gene Ontology annotation, biological process: exocytosis; intracellular protein transport.